This is a messenger RNA of Diabrotica virgifera virgifera (western corn rootworm), 974 nucleotides long. RefSeq names its product potassium voltage-gated channel subfamily KQT member 1-like. The transcript is spliced from 3 exons. The coding region runs from base 35 to 421 and encodes 128 amino acids. Lineage: Eukaryota; Metazoa; Arthropoda; Insecta; Coleoptera; Chrysomelidae. The record is from RefSeq and is a predicted model, not a curated record.
GGUUGUGAUGUUUUACUCUUCGUAAUAUAGAGUAAUGCCCCACUUGGGCAAAUCGGUACCUGAAAAAUUUGGGAUGGCCCUAGAUGAACAACAAAAGCUGCUAAAUGCUGGAGGACGAUCUCAGCUGUCAGUCACGAUAGUUGAAGUGGCGGGAACACCAGCUCCAAGUCCACUUUCAGACCGUAGCAACGAACAGCUUUUGCAAACACCUUUGGAUUCAGCACCCAGCUCGACCUGCUGUCAAGGCAUCAACCCCACGGCUCUCCUCUUGGAGAGUCCCCCAAAAUGGGGCGAAGCAGCCAGAUACGCCGUCAGGCAACAUCGAAAAAUAGCUGGCCGAGCGACGUUCCAGGGACAAGUGUACAACUUUCUGGAAAGGCCAGAUAACUGGAAAUGUUUUGUUUACCACAUCAUCGUGUGAGUACAUGUAGAUCGUAAAAUAUGUAGUUUCUGAAAUACGUAACAGAAAAUGGGAUUUUUGCGCUAAAGAAUUUUCCUUUGAUUUAUACUAAAACAGUGGUGAUAAAAUCUCUAUUGUAUGGUGUCUGUACAUUACACGCUAACAGAAAACGAAAAUGUAGAUAUAUUCUUUGUAUUUAUUGAUCGAUCAGUUUAAAAUAGUUUUAGAUUUUAGCUAUAAUAAAAUGAAUAAUAAAACGACUAGGACUGGAUUCCACGUACCAAAAAAAAGUUUAUUAAUAGAAAGCUGAAAAUUUGUUAAUAGCUUAACGGUGUCUAAUCGGACAAACUUUGAUGUACGGGAACAUUUUAACAGGGAAUGUUUAAUUGUGGAACAGGUUACAGAUUUCGAACGUCAGACUACGAAAUCAUCCCAUGUAUUUUGUCGAACAGAACUUCCAAUUGAUUUGUUACCCUUUCAAUAAACUCUCAUACAAAAAUUAGACUGCUAUAGUCGGUUCGCUAAACUCAGACACAACUGGCUAGUGAUUUUAGUAAAUAAUUUUGCCAGCAAA